AUGUCUUCCUCAGGAGCUCCUGACUGGAAGUCCCUGCGACAACAAGCCUUGCAGCUGGAAAAACAGUUCUCGACAGCUCCUAAUAUCCCACCAAAGCCUACGGCAGAAGAGCGCGAUACAGAAAAGAAGCUGGAAGGAUUGUUGGAAAAGCGUGAGAAUGUCAUCGCCCAACUCAACCGACUUCUCGAUUCCGACGCCGCUCUCUCCGCUUCUGCCAUGAAACAAAACAAUCUCUCACUCCUCCAAAAGAAAUUCGCCAACCACAAGAAAGAUCUGAUACGUCUGCGCUCAACUACACAAGAAGCUCGCAAUCGCGCGAAUCUUCUGACCAAUGUCCGCUCUGAUAUCGACCAAUACCGCCAGAACAACCCCGAAGCUGCCGAGGCUGACUACAUGCUGGAGGAGCGGAAUCGCAUUGACAACAGCAACGGCAUGAUCGACAACGUACUUGGCCAAGCGAACGCUGUUCAAGACAGCUUCAUCUCGCAGCGCGAAACAUUGGCGAGCAUCAACAGGAGGAUUACGCACGCAGCGAGUCAAGUACCAGGAAUCAACUUGCUUAUCGGAAAGAUAUCGGCAAAAAAGAGAAGGGACGGUAUUGUCAUGGGCAGCUUUGUUGCAUUCUGUUUCAUUGUGUUUUUCCUCUUUUCGUAA
Molecule: messenger RNA, 654 nt
Organism: Fusarium coffeatum
Lineage: Eukaryota; Fungi; Ascomycota; Sordariomycetes; Hypocreales; Nectriaceae
Exons: 3
Coding region: 1-654 (217 amino acids)
Biological process (GO): endoplasmic reticulum to Golgi vesicle-mediated transport; vesicle fusion
Cellular component (GO): SNARE complex; Golgi membrane; Golgi medial cisterna
Molecular function (GO): SNAP receptor activity
Source: RefSeq, a predicted model, not a curated record